Molecule: messenger RNA, 2311 nt
Organism: Phaedon cochleariae (mustard beetle)
Lineage: Eukaryota; Metazoa; Arthropoda; Insecta; Coleoptera; Chrysomelidae
Source: the annotation of a GenBank genome assembly
CGAUGCAAUCAGUGGCAGAUGUUUUAUGACAUUGAUGUUAUCAAGGAAUUAUGGCUAUACGAUAUGACAAAAUGUCCAACAAACUGUACCUCUGGGAAGAAACAACGGCCCAUCCCGGCAUGCCGGAGAAACGGCCCUUCAUAGCAUCGAAGGCGGCCGAUGAUAAAACAAAGGGCGACUCCGCAGGGAGCCCCGAAGGGCCCGGGCAGGCGGAAGACAGGGGGGGAUGGGGGCACAAAUUGGAUUUCCUCAUGUCGUGCAUCAGCUUGUCAGUCGGACUGGGGAACGUGUGGCGAUUUCCAUACUUGUGUUACAAGAACGGGGGAGGUACUUUCCUCAUCACCUAUCACGUUGCCAUGUUCGUUUGCGGCAUUCCUUUGUUUUUCCAAGAAGUCGCCAUUGGCCAGUACUUGGGAUCAGGAGGAAUGACGUUCGUGGGUCAGCUGUGUCCUAUCCUGAAGGGAGUAGGAUUUGCCACGAUGACCCUGGUGUUUUUGUUAGACGUUUAUUAUUGUGUGAUAGUGGCAUGGACGUUGUAUUAUAUUUAUAGCAGUUUUUCGUAUUCGCUGCCUUGGUCUGACUGUGAUAAUUGGUGGAACACGCGGAAUUGUUACCAAAGAAACUUGACAGUAUUAUCGAAUUCUACGAGUUCUAUUAGACUUUCUCCCGUGGAGGAAUUUUUCGAGCGACGAGUUCUUGGUAUGACACAAGAUAUCACCGAAAUAGGAGGUCUACAAUGGAACCUUUUCAUAGCUCUCUGUAUUGGAUGGAUAGGGAUUUACGCCAUAAUCAGGAAGGGAUUGCAUCAGAGUGGGAAGGUGAUAUGGUUCACAGCUCUAUUUCCCUAUGUGAUCCUGCUGAUCAUGUUGGUGCGAGCUGUCACCCUAGAUGGCGCUACGACGGGUCUACUCUAUUACGUAACACCUCAAUGGGAGGCUCUCCUGACACCAGGACCGUGGAUGGACGGGUUUUCACAAAUCUUCUUCGCCUACAGCAUAGGGUGUGGUGCUUUACCAGCCUUGGGAUCAUACAACAAAUUUCAUCACAAUUCAUACAAGGAUGCAGUGAUAACCUGCCUGGUGAACACGAUGACAUCGAUUCUAGCCGGCAUAGUGACUUUUUCGAUUUUGGGCCAUCUGGCCCUGGAGCAGAAUAUAGGAGUAGGCGAUGUGGUUAGAAGCGGGCCAGGACUGGUUUUUCUAACGUAUCCACAGGUAGUCAUGAAAAUGCCUGGAGCGCCAUUUUGGGCAGCGACAUUUUUCAUAAUGCUCUUGCUAUUGGGUGUAGACAGUGAAUUCUGCCUGGUUGAAUCUUUCAUAACCGGCAUUCUGGAUAAUUGGUCACAGCAAUUACGGCCUUACAGGAACACGUUCACAGCCAUCGUGUGUGCGAUUAUGUUUCUUCUUGGGAUUCCCAUGGUUACUCACGGUGGCAUGUACAUUUUCCAACUCAUGGACUACUAUUCUGCCAGUGGUAUUUCCCUUUUAUGGGUCUGCUUCUUCCAAACCGUCGCCAUUUCAUGGAUAUUCGGUGUGGAAAAAUUGAGUGACUGCGUAGAACAAAUGAUGGGAAUCAGGCCGGGCAGAUUUUGGACGUUCUGCUGGAAAUAUUUUGCACCAAUCAGCAUAGUGGUUAUAUUCAUCAGUCAAUGUGCCCAGUAUCAGAGAUUGGAGUAUGGAAAUUAUCAAUAUCCUCUGUGGGCAGAUAUGAUCGGACUGUGUAUUAGUUUUUCCUCUAUGGUUUGGGUCCCAGCGUAUGCUUUGUAUUACCUGUUGAGUCAGCCUGAAAGUUUAUUAAAAAAUUUCAGGAAAGGAAUACAGGCGAAUUUUAAGCAGAGAAAGAUUUCGGUAUGUGCCAGUAGUUCAGGUCAGCUUCUGACCCAGAGCAAUGUGGUGUUAAUAGCUCCAUCGAAUCCGCCCUGCACAAAGAGUUGACCAGAUCAUAUCCACGACAGUAUUCGAAUUAAUCAAGUUGAGCAUUAUUUAUUUGAUUAGAUAUGGUUGUGAAUGUAUCAGUACAAGAACGAGAAACUGAUGUAACUUCACCAAUUCAAUUAUUGAAAUGUAUUAUAUUACUAGCGUGACUUGUGAUAGAUGAUCAAUUGCGAUUUUUUUACCAGUAACUAGUUCCUAUGAAUAAUAUGAGUGUCAUUUCUUUGUUCGUCCCAUUAUAUGUUGUACACACUGAGAAAAUGCGAACAAUUGAAAUAUAUUCGACAUUUUUCCUCCACUCCGUUAAUUCCUGAUGGUACUAACUGUGCAUGUCCAAGAGGUGUAUGAACCAAUGAUACAAUAUACCUAUGAAUGAUGAA